This is a messenger RNA of Seminavis robusta, 4521 nucleotides long. The record is from the annotation of a GenBank genome assembly. Lineage: Eukaryota; Bacillariophyta; Bacillariophyceae; Naviculales; Naviculaceae.
AUGCCUCCACGACGUCGCGGCAAAGCGACCACCUCUCGAGCGGCAGCCAUCCAAGCUGUCCAAAGAAAGAGAAGAGCCCAGCUGCAGCAACACGACGAUGACGACGAAGACGAUGACAACCACCACAAUCAUCACCACAAUCAUCUUCACAGCAGCAGCAACACCCGCUAUAGCAACCACUUGAACAGCAAAGACAACAAUCAUCAUCACAAUCUUUGUCAUCACCAUCAUCAAUCUCAUCAAUCACUGCACAACAACAGCAACCACAACGCUACUACAGGCAAGCGCAUUCUCAACAAACAGCUGGGCAAAAAGCGGAGUCACCACGACGACGAAGAAGAGGAAGAGGUGGAUGACGAUUUCUCGAGUAAUGACGAUGAAGACGACGACGAAGAUGACGAUGACGACUGUCCGCCUCCUCUUGUCGGCAAUGACGAAGAGUUUUGCGAUGGAGACGCGGGAGAUGUGGACGACGACGAUGAUGACGACGAUGCCGUCGUGGGAAGCACUGGCGGAAGCUCCAACACCAUGAGCGGGGAAGGAGGCUGCUUACACUGCCACAAGAGCGCCACAACAUCCGACAUUCAAGUCCGCUGCGACGAAUGUCAAGCGUAUAUUUGUCAGACUUGUCAUUGGUGCCAUGAGUUCCAAGCCAACCACGAAAUCAGGGUCUGUGAUCGAUGCGAUGCCUUUUACUGUAGAACAUGCGAUGAAAUGGAUCAAUGCGAUGAUUGUGGUGAAGUUGUCUGUGCCAGCUGUUCCACUCUACUCAGCUGCAAAUUUUGUGGAGGAGGACUCUGCGAAGAAUGUGCCACGGCGUGUGGACGCUGCGGAAUUGUCCUCUGCAGUCGCGAUGCCAAAUUUGCCGUGGACUGCGACACUUGCCGUCUAUCGUAUUGUCUAGUUUGUUUGGCAUCUGGCAGUAAAGAUCCUUGCGUCAGAUGCGGACACAGACCCUCCAAGCGAAUGGAACAAUUGAGCCUACUUCAAGCGGCAGCUUCGGCGGCAUCCAAACAUAGCAACAGCGGAAGGCCAAAUGCCUCCAGGCACCAUCAUCAAUAUCAUCACCAUGCAUCGUCACAUCACGCUUCUACAUCCACAAAGCGGACGUCCGCAACUUCGACCACAUCUGUUAGCAGAGACCAACAAGACAAAGAAAUGGUGGACAAAUACAUGGUGGACAAAUACAUGGCCGAAAAAGAAAAGGCGGAUGCGGCUGCAGCGGCAUUGCUAGCUGAAUUGGACGAAGAAGAAGCACAUGAAAAAUCAAAGAAAAACAAAAAGAAACGCAAGAAGGAACGCCAACAAGCUAAAAAGGACGAAGAAGUCAAGAAGAGCAGUCCUGAACCAGACAACCGACCUUCUUCAAGCAAAAAGCAGCCACUAGACCAAACGGACAACGGACAACAGCCACGCGAUGAAGACAAUUAUGACGACGAUUCCGAUGUUGAAAUCAUUGACAUUGCUAAACCCAGCGCCAAAAAGGACAAUGGCAAAGAGGGAAAAAAGAAGAAGAAGAAAAAGAGCAUAGCUAGUAGCAGUCAAGAAGAUGUGAACAAUACAAAAUCUGCGGAAUCAUCAGCAAGUGCCACCACGAACAAGGACACCACGUUGUCUGGUGGUGUCGCCGCAGCAGUUUCCGAGGCAGAGACUUUGGAAGUACCUCCGACGGAUCCAAUUGAGCAGCAACUUGCAGAAUGCGUGGUCGAUAGUGACAUGAACGGAAUAGAAGAAAUACUCUUGUCGUUGAAAGGCGUGCCCGGAAGAGCUCAACUGCGGAAGAAUGCAAAGAAGGCGCUGAAGAAACUGAAAGCAGAGCAGGAUGCAAUCGACGAAGCCGCGGCAGUAAAGGAAGCCGAGCGUCUGGCCAAGUUACAAGAGGAAGAAGACAAGAGACACGCGUUUACUAAAGUGACCAGUCACCAAAAUCGCUCCAAUAGCGGAGCAGGGACACCAGCAACACACAGCGAGACAACUGGUAGCACUGCGGCUGCUGCGUCCAACCGUCCACCGCCGCCUCCGCCGUUACCUCCUAACGAAUUGUACAGGGUGGUUUCGCUGACCCAUAACAAGCCCAUGCACCCCACAGCAUCAAGUCUACGAGGAUCGAAAACACAACAGACGGCGAACGCAGCAACGGGCAUAAGGUCAGAGUGCAUUUUGCACAUUGCCUACAACGUUGUUGGAUGGGUGAUUGGGAAAGGAGGGCAACGUAUUCGCGACCUCAUGGAGGAGAGCGGCGCUAAAGUUUGGAUUGAUCAAGAGCACCUAAGCGAAAAAGACCCUCGAAUUGUCUUUGUUAGUGGCAAUCGAAAGAGCGUGGAAAUUGGCGUGAAGCUGGUGAAAGAGCUGGUGAACAAAGCUCCUGUGCCUGGUGCGCCACCCGUCGGCGAGACAGAACUGAGCCAUCCAAGUACUGGAAAUAUCCUCGAAGUAGCGAUGAAGAAUCUGACGUUUGGUUCUCCCAUGAAAUCGCCCCUAAGCAAAGAGCUAUCAUUGACGAAGGCGAUUCCCGGGAUCGAUCCCCCCCUCUCCGGGUCUAUAACAAGAACCCUGGCAAACGGUGAACACGCCCAUGAGAUUUCUUGCGAAGCCUGCUUUGUACCCUUGCUGAUUGGGCGCCGCGGCUGGACCAUCAAACAUAUUCAAGACUCUAGUGGCGCCAGAGUCGAUAUUGAUCAGACUGUGACGCCGCGGAAAGUCAGAAUCUCGGGCGCAAAGGAUAAUGUUCAGACCGCGAUUCGCAUGGUUCGUGACGUUCUCAGCUACCCUCAUGCACAGUUGCAGGGGGCAGCUGAGUCACUGGAAGAUUUGGAGCGCAACCCGCCCGAGAGCCUGAAACCGACUCCACAUAUUCUGCAGAGCGUUGAGGCGGCAGCUGAAACAAAGGUCGAACCUGUUCUAAAUAUCUUGGAUACAGUUGCACCUGCUCCGGAACCGCCAGCGAAAACUGCACCAGUAGCAUCAGCACCUGUGGCAACAAUUCCGAUUGCACCCGCUCCUCCUACGUUGGCUCAGCCCGAGUUGAACGUGGCUACACUGUCAAACACUACUACUGUUGGCGCCAGCAAUCAAGCUUUUGGACCAACUGUUUCCGCUGCUAAUUCCCCACCGAAAAUGGUGGCACACGUGACAGAUGAGAGAGUUCAUACCCCACCGCCGUCGUCGCAUAUCAAUAUAGGAGACGCAAAAAGUACCAUCUCAGCCUCGUCGUCGCUUUCUUCGACUCCAGAGCCAUCCAUGGCAUCGUCGUCGAAAGGUCACUUUGGUAGCAGCGGAACUCCUGGCGGCCCUUUGAUUCCACCUGAAUACAGUGGCGGGUACGCGCAACCACAACAGACACAUCAGACUGCGGCAACCGGCACACAUCUAUUUGGCCAGCAACAAAGCAAUCUGCCUCAGAUGAACUUGAAUACGAUCACUGACACUCACGGUGGAGGCGGAGUGCCGACAACCCAGCAUGCGGCGCCGCACCUGUUUGCAGCUGGCAUGGCUGGAUCUUCUAUGCCGGCAGUGUCUCCGAGGUAUGAUAUGCAGACUGGAAUCCCACGCGGAUUCCCGCAACGCCCCCAUCAGCAACAGCAGAGGCUUCCUGACAACCAGCAAAGCAUGCUGAUGGGACAAUCCAUAUUGCGCGAGCAACAACAACAGCAGCAGCAUCUUCCUGCUGCGGUAAGGUCCAUGAAUGGUCUUGGUGGCAUGCCACACCAUGGUGGGCAUUACCGACCUCGACCGGAUGCACAUGCUUACCACGGUGCUAGCUCCAUGCAGUUUCCAUCUACCAUGCAAAACCCUCAGCGGUCCCUCCAUGUUCAUCAACAAAGCGCGUUUCAUGCGUCGGAUCAGAAGCAAAUGCGCCACAAUCAUGCUCCUGACAUGGGAAUGGGUGGUCGAUUUCAUCCGAGUUAUGAUUCUGGAGCUGGGAACGUUGUAGACCACAGAGGAAAAUCUGGAAACUAUCCAACUGGAGGAAUGUGGGGCAGUAGCAGGGCUGCUCCGUUCGUUCCUGGUGCGGAUAAUUCUCGUGUCGUGCGCCAUUCUAGUGGCUCUGAAGCAUAUCCGCACAAUCCCCUCCCUGUCCCAUCAAGGUCGACGCGUUCGAGUUCAACUGCGGCAGCUCUAGGUGGCUUGGGAAUUGGGACUCUACCUCCCCUCGACACGAAAGGUAUCGGAAAAGAUAUGGGCCAAAACAAUUGUGUUCGAUCGUCGUCGAUGAAUACUGGCAAAGAUGAUUCCCGAAUGGUGGAUAGUCUGUUUGGGCCCACUGAGAGCGGAAACGACGAAAAGGACGUGCUGCCGGGCUUCCAAGGGCUUGCCUUGGGAGACGGGCUUGGAUCAGAAAUGUGGUCGAAAAAUCUAACGCAAGACUGGGACUCGGAUGCCAAGGGCUCAUCAGCCCUGUUUGCGGCGAUUCAACCAAACCUUGGUUCGGGUACGGGUGCCGGUGCCGGUGCGAACGACAGUCACCCCUCAAGGUCUCGCUUCCUCUGGGGAAGCGAAUCACAGGGACAGUCAUCAUAG